This is a messenger RNA of Anneissia japonica, 702 nucleotides long. Its product is annotated as death-associated protein kinase dapk-1-like. The record is from RefSeq and is a predicted model, not a curated record. The transcript has 4 exons. The annotation marks the transcript as partial. Gene Ontology annotation, molecular function: GTP binding; GTPase activity. NCBI's taxonomy places the organism in Eukaryota, Metazoa, Echinodermata, Crinoidea, Comatulida, Comatulidae.
ACAUUGACAGAAUCCCUUGUGACAAGGGAGGAGAACAUCAAGCAUCCAGCAGAGGAACAUGAUGCCACACCUGGUAUCAAGAUACUGACCGUUGAUAUUCCUUCCAUUGGUCGUUUUAGCAGCUGGGAUUGUGCUGGUCACUGUGAGUACCAUGUGACACAUACCAUGUUCCUGGGCUCGCGCAAUUCAAUCUUUCUUGUCAAUUACGAUAUCACUUUGAAGAAUUGUUAUAAACGGGUUCUGUAUUGGUUGAAUUUAAUUAAGGCAAGCCGGGCUCCAAACUACACAAGUGACCACAUGGACCAAUCGUAUGUUAUCUUGGUUGCUACGCAUGUUGAUUUAGUUGAGAACAAGCUGCAAGCUUAUGAGUCUGCUGCCCUCAUUCAUCAAGAAAUGAUGUCAUUAUUCAAAGAUCACAUGAAUAUAGUCGAUGAAGUGAUUCUGUUGAAUUCUCACAAAUCUCGAGAAAAGUCAACAAGGAAACUACGUGAAAUAAUUGAGCAAUGCUCAGACUGUAUUAAGAAAAGCAAACGUCUACCAAAACUUUGCUCUCAGAUGAUCAAAAGAAAGAAGAAUUGGGCUAGUGAGAAUUACCCUAUCCUAACAUGGUCUGCAUACAAGCAUAAUGUGCGAGAAAUAGAUCCACGAGUUGAAGAUAGCUUCCUGCAGAAGGCUACUGAAUUCCUGGUAGAUUGUGGAGAG